This is a messenger RNA of Linnemannia hyalina, 4776 nucleotides long. The record is from the annotation of a GenBank genome assembly. Lineage: Eukaryota; Fungi; Mortierellomycota; Mortierellomycetes; Mortierellales; Mortierellaceae.
AUGGACGGGGUCGCUUUCCAGGGCAUGCCCAGGAUCGCCCUCACCCCUGCAGAGGAAGCACAAAUGCCCAGGCCCCACUCCUCCGCCUCCCAGGUCGCCACCGCUGAAUCUUACUACUCGCAGAUCCCACCCAGGUCUGCCUCUCCUGGACCGUCAAGACUUGCCUUUGCACUUGGACAUCGGCCGGCCCGAUCCCCAUCACCGCAGCUGUACAACAACAACAACCUCCACGACCACUAUCAACCUCGUUCGUCCUAUUUCCAUCGCAACUCGCAUGAUGCCCACCCUCGGCCUGGAUCCCCGCUUAAUCAGGAACACCAGGACUCUUGGGACAGCAACCACCAUGUCCGUCAGCGGAUAGACUCGCCCAACGCAGUGACAGAGAGUGACGAAGAAGAUUCUGAAAACGAGAACGAUACGGAUAACCAAAGGAGGACACCUCAAUACCUGCACCGACCCGUGACGCCGCAGCGGUCCAACAGUAAAAGCAUCCUCAGUCGACUGCGGGAAACGACUAGCCGAUUGAGUCUUGGGGAUGAUUAUCGUCGUCCUUCACGUGCCAGCCAAGAAUCCAACCAGCAUGGCGACAGUGGUGGUCCUCAAACUACUAGGGAUAGCCAGGACUCUUCAGCCUCUCGGCCAGGCGAGAGCGGAGGCAAGGAGGUUUUGCAGGAUUUGUCCGACGAGGAGCGAGCGCAGGAACCAAGAAAGAGUCGAUCGGGAUGGCGGCCGUCACUGUCGCUCAUUCGCCAAGAGAACAGUACCGGAUCAUACGAAAAUAGCAACAACCUCUACCUGCAGAACAACCCAAAUCGAAUUAGUGACAUGUUGCCCUCCAUGGACCCCAACUACGACUCUAACAAUAACCCCAACAACCACGACGGCAGUAACGGUCAGGUCAAGAAUAACUCUCGCAAGAAGAGCUCCAAGGCCAGCAAGAAGAAGCGUCGGCGACAGAAGAAGCGGCGAGCAGAGAAACUGGCAGCAUUACAGAGACAGCAACAGCUAUAUGAUCAACAACUGGCAGAACAGGCCCUCUAUCUCCCGGAACUCCCUCAGGUCCUCGAUAAGAAGACACGAUACCCUCUGAGCUAUGACGACUUUGAGGCGUUCCUACGGAGUCAACGCGCAGUCGAGUAUCUUAAUUUUUGGACAGAUGUUACGGCCCAUGAACGACUUUGCAGGACAUUUGAUGUUUCCGAGCGGCGGCAAAAGCGUGAACAGCAACUCGAAGAGCGGGCUAUCGCUAGAGACAAGAGGCGAAUCACCCUGUUGGCAGCCAUGGAGUCAGGAAGAAUCACCCCAGAUCCGGAACUCUUGACACAAGGAUUUGGAGUAGGCACGGGUAUCGGGAUCGGCGGCAGUGGACAGGACAUUGAAGGAUCUAAGAUUGACUCUGCAAGUCGAUCCAGUCUUCAGCUACCCUUGAACGACCAUCUUUCUUUUCCGCCAGAGAGUCGUCGAUAUGGCAUUCAUGAUUCUUCGGCCCCUUUUUCUCCAGCUCCUCCACCUCACUCGGGCUAUUUCCAAGGUGUUGCGGUCGGGGAUGCAUACAAUCGACAAUUGGCUGGUGCUGGCGCUGGCCGAACGUCGAAUGAGAUAAACAGACCGUCACUGGAAGAGGCCCAUAUCUCUGAACAGGAUGCCGCAGUGGCUGCUGUUGCUAUGAGGGCUCAACAAAACGGAUUGAUGCCUACCAGCCAAAGUCGGGAAGACACUCGUCGUGGCUCAUUCGACUAUUACAGACCUCUUCCUGGAGCUGUUCCUGGUGGGAGCGCACUGUCGGGUGUACGGUACCUUCAGAACAACAACAGCAAUGGCUUUGUCGGCGGGCCUCUAACCAGCUCAUACUCAGCACCCAAUGCCUACAACCUACUAAUGCGUGGUCGCGGAUCGGUGGAUGCGAUGGCCCGGUCCAACUCGAGGAACUCUAGGACUCGCCCUGCGGCCACGGAAGACUACUUCGGAAACGGCAUCCGGGGUGUGACUUCUCAGAACUUUCAAUCACCUCAAACACCACCUCAACUCAGCCACCAUCACCAACAGCAGGAAGAAAGCGGUGUGCCAUCUGCGGUGUCACAGCCUGACCAGGAUGUUCUCCAGGACGAACAUGCGACUGGCAUCAAUAGACCGCAGCAUCCUGGUUUGCGGCGACAGGAAUCUCAGCUCUCGAUUGCCUUCACCGAGCCCGAUCUUCACCAACGCCCCUCGCUGGCCAGAUAUGGUGGUACUGGCCCACUUCAAGCGUCACCCAUGAUUCGUCGUUCUGGCGAGAGCGCCUAUGCUCCCAGUCUCUACAGUAUGGCCACGGAGGGUCGAGCUUUGUUGGUUCAGAGUUUCCGCACUAUUGGUCUUGAGGAUGUUCAGGAAUCAGCGCUGAGGAUCUACCGCAAGUAUUUGAUACAACUCCGCACGGCUUCUAUGGCAGCAGAGGAGGAGGCAGCGGUGUUUGCGGUCGCCAAGGAGAACAGUGGCGGUCGGAAGGAUGGACUGAGCCGCCCCAGCCUGGAAAAGUCACUUGCGCCAGGAUGGGAUGGGUAUGCCGAGGAGGUCAUCGCCGAGUGGAAUGAAAAGUGGAAGGGUCGGAGCCGGGAAGCACGGAGGUCAAGGCGGUUGACGAGAGUAAGGAGGACCUCCUCUGGGCGAAGUGCUGACGGCGACAACAGCGGACAGCCUAGCACUGUUGGAGACGAAGAUGGUCCGCAAGAUCAUACUGAUGACGCAAGUCAAGGACAUGGCCUUACAAUCAACACACAAUCCAAGGCUCCAACUCCAGAGCAUGGUCAUCGCAAAGGAGGACGUGACGACCACGGUGAUGAGGAGGACGACGACUAUAGGAGCGAUGGCGGCUACGACCAUGAGGAUUAUGAGGAUGAUGAUCACGAAGGCAAGGAGCACGAUGAUUAUGAGUUGGAUGCGACCCGUGGACGACGUGAAAAGUCCUCGGCACCCUCAAGCCCUCUCAGCCCUCGAAUGAGAAAGCGAACAGGAACAGGACUCAGCGCCCUUUUGAACCCACUCCUGACUCGGCUCAUGCGCACGGAAACGACGGUUGUGGAGCUGCCCACUUUGACCAUCAAUACAACGACGAUUGAGGAGGCUGCCGUUCUGGACAAUUCGGAGGAGGAUGACUCUGAUGAUGAUGACGAGGAGGAUGAGGAUAGUGAUGAUGAGGACGAAGGGGAUGACGACGAGGAAGAGAACGACAAUGACCAGAAUGGUGGCCCUAUUGACAAGUUCAGGACUCGUCAGCCUCAAGCUCAGCAGGAGAUUCCGGUUAUCACCAAGGAUUCGCCACCAUCAUCACUAAGAUCUAAGCAGGAAGUCGAGGUGGAGGAAGUUGUGGUUGAGGAGGUCGUUGACCGAUCUAUGCCCACCGCUGCCAUUGUCUCCCCACAAAGCCUUGGUGCGGAAUCUGACCAGAGUCAAGGCUAUGCCAGUGAUACUGAAGCACCCGAUGGUCUCCGUGCCACUGCAGCGAGCGAGGCUUCGGAUCUCCCUGAUGCUGAUGAACCCUCGAGGAAAAGCUCGAUUCCGUCGUCAUUGUCGUCUUCGUGGGACCAGAUCACCAAAAAUGAUCUCCAGAAGCAAGUGACAAUUUUGCCUCCACCUGUUACAUCUUCAACCCGCACCACUCCAUAUCAUCGUCAAGGUCUUCGUGGAGUCCGCAUGGGAACCAGGAGGGCGGCCAAGUCAGCAUCCAAGACAGCCCAUAAUGUCGGCCUUCAUCUUUCGACCUUCUGGAACAGAAACCUUCGCCAGGAUUCCGGCUCGAGCUCCUCUAGUCUUGAUGUCAUCCAGGUCACCCCAACGACAUCUCCACGCGUCAACUUUCAGUUCCAGAUUCCUGCAAUUGUGAUGGAUAGCCCUAGCUCGAACGAGAAGAGUGGGUCACUCAGAGAUCAGUCUAGCGAAAAGGUUGGCGGACUUUCCCCUCUUUCGGCGUCUGCGAGCAGCCCUAUUGUCCCACUACGGAAUGUUGUCGCAACAGGACAGCCAUCUCACGACAUGAAUGAAAAGUCGUCACUUCAUCCACCAUCCCAGUCCUUUGGAACUCCAGGAGAGUUGUCAACUACCACCAGCAAACUCAGCACUGCUCCAGCCUCGCCUCAGUCUUCGUUCGGUCAGGCGUCUACCGGAGUACCCACAACCCACUUUUCAGGAUCGUCGCCCGCUGCUGUGGCUGCCUCUGCCGCAGCUGCAGCGUUCUACCUCCCAGUGGAAUGUCGCCAGCGUAUCCACACUCAAGUCCAGGAAGAAGGUCGUACAGAGGCUCCCUACCUGUACGGACCUGCUAAGGGCUUUGUGACGGACAUCGUACUCCAGGAUCACUACUACCCCUUGUUCCUCAAGUACGUCGUGCAGCAGAACCUGGGACUCUUGACGCGUCACCAUCCCAACAAUGUGCUCAAGCGCCGUGGGAUGAUCUGGAGUGGGAUUGCCAUCUGGUUGGUAGUUUUGGCGGCGCAAUUGACGUUGGUCUUGAUUGGUCAGGGUGGAUGGAAGAGCCCUUGGGUAUAUCUUGUUGGAACCGUUGGUGGGUGGACUGGAUCGAUUUGCCUCGCGACUGGUAUUAAGCGGUUCUCGCCCCUCCUUGGAAUCGCCGGCAAAAUUUGCGAGGACAAGCAUUUGUUCAGGUUCAGAAAGGUUCUGGAGCCCUCGAUCAGGAUCCGGCAUAGGCUGAGAGCAUAUUGGAUGUUGACCUAUUGCUUCUUCUGGUCGACUGUCAUCAUGGUCAUCUUUGCAGCAUUGCCUCAGCGGACCACUUCUGAGUGA